AUGUUCGCCAUCGACGGUCUCCAUUUUGAGAGAGCUUGUUGGAUCCGCUGAGCGUCGUCCCGUCUAAACGCCAACGCGAACACAAAUAAGUCCAAGUUAGCCGACAAACAGCUCGCUAACCAAGUUACUAUCCGAAAGGAAAGCAAAUCUUAUCGUAUGUCCGCUAUCCAGAACCUCCAAACUUAUGACCCCUUUGCUGAUGCAACUAAGGGUGAUGACCGCAUCCCAGCCGGGACAGAGGACUCCAUCCACAUAAGAAUUCAACAGCGGAACGGCAGGAAGACCCUCACUACUGUCCAGGGCAUCGCCGCCGACUAUGACAAGAAGAAGCUAGUCAAGGCCUUCAAAAAGAAGUUCGCCUGCAAUGGGACAGUGAUCGAGCACCCGGAGUAUGGUGAAGUGAUCCAACUUCAGGGAGACCAGCGCAAGAAUAUUUGCCAGUUCCUCGUUGAGAUUGACCUGGCCAAGGAAGAGCAGCUCAAAGUCCACGGCUUCUAGAAGCAACCGGCAGCCCCGGCACCUGGAAGACCAUCAACCCACACCCCCACCCCUCUCCUAUGUGCUGCUGUUGCUCUUCCUCCCCCCAGUCUCCUCCCUCCCUCCAUGCAGCCCAGGCUUCUGCUAGCUAAGGGGGGGCUUGCCCUCUAACAUGGGACUCUGUACCACCACUGCCGCCCCACACCACCAGGGGGCAGACGCGCUAUGGCGUAGACACACCAUGGUUCCAUGCGACAUCAGGGAUGACUGGUGAUGGCGUCUACACACUUCCUCCUUCCUUGUUCCUUUCAUUUUCUUCCUUUUAGGUCUGUGCCUCGAUGACAAGGCACUAUUCAUGUAACUUUUUUUGUUUUGUACUAUAAGGUGUUUCAAUAAAACGAUGAGUCUC
Messenger RNA from Doryrhamphus excisus (bluestripe pipefish), 886 nucleotides. It is a transcript of the gene eif1, whose product is annotated as eukaryotic translation initiation factor 1. Gene Ontology annotation, molecular function: translation initiation factor activity. Gene Ontology annotation, biological process: translational initiation. Lineage: Eukaryota; Metazoa; Chordata; Actinopteri; Syngnathiformes; Syngnathidae. The record is from RefSeq and is a predicted model, not a curated record.